Messenger RNA from Apaloderma vittatum (bar-tailed trogon), 2091 nucleotides. Its product is annotated as von Willebrand factor A domain-containing protein 5B1-like. The record is from RefSeq and is a predicted model, not a curated record. NCBI's taxonomy places the organism in Eukaryota, Metazoa, Chordata, Aves, Trogoniformes, Trogonidae.
AUGCCAGGGCUGAUUAACUGCAAAACCUGCGCCCCGCUCCCGCUCACCGCAUCGGAGGUGACGUCGUGCGUCAGCGGCUACGCCUUUGGAAUGACAGCCUUGCUCACCUACCGCAACCCAGAAGCCCAGGCUUUUGAAGGUCUCUUCAUCUACCCCUUGGAUGAGCGCACCGCUGUUGUCGGGUUUGAGGCGGCCGUGUCCCGGCGUGCCGUCACAGCGCAGAUCAAAGACAAAGCCAAGAUAGAUGAUGCAUAUUUCGACGGUUGCAGCCUCCCUGACAGAAGAGCUCGUGAUGGAAGUGGGAGGAUCAUGAUGGAUGAGGACUUGGAAAGGAUUGUUUUUGUGGCUAACCUGGGUGUGAUUCCUCCCCUGGAAAGCAUCUCCAUCUGCAUCAGCACCUCCUCUGAGCUGCAGACACUGCCCAGUGGGGCCGUGAAGGUCCUUCUGCCAGCGGUGUGUGUCCCCAGGGUCACCCAAACGUGCACAGCUUUCACUGGGAUUCAUCUCGCUGGCAGGGACAAGAACUCCUGUGGAUCGGGGAGCCCGGAGCGAGGGAGCAGGUUGUGCCUGGCUCAGCUGCUGGAGACUGAGGCCACCAACCCCUUCGAGUACGAGUUUAGCUUCCACCUGGAGAUCCGGGGGCCGUGCUUGCUGGCAGGUGUCGAGAGCCCGACGCACAAGAUCCGAGCAGACGCUGACCCCUCCGCUCGCUCGGCCAAGAGCAUCGUGAUCACACUGGCCGAUAAACACACCUUCGACAGACCCGUGGAGAUCUUGAUCCACCCAAGUGAGCCCCACAUGCCUCACAUCUUAAUGGAAGAAGGUGAUAUGACUCCUGCAGAGUAUGAACGACACCUGAAGGGGAAGAACGAUUUCAUUAAAGGCACUAAGAAAGACCCCAGUGCUGAGAAAAAGACGGAAAUUAUCAGGAAGCGGCUGAACAAGGACAUCCCCCACCAUCCCGUCGUCAUGCUCAACUUCUGCCCCGACUUGAGGACCGUCCAGCCAGACCUCCGGAAAGCCCAGGGAGAAUUUAUCUUCCUCGUAGACCGCAGCAGGAGCAUGAGCGGCGUGAACAUCGACCGCGCCAAGGAAGCCCUGUUGGUCGUUCUCAAGAGCCUGAUGCCGGCGUGUCUCUUCAACAUCGUUGGGUUCGGAUCCACCUUCAAGACCCUCUUUCCUGCCAGCCAGACCUACUGCGAGGAGAGCCUGGCCGUCGCCUGCGAGAGCGUUGAGAGGAUCCGGGCCGAUAUGGGUGGCACUAACGUCUUGUCGCCUUUGAAGUGGGUCACCCGGCAGCCCAUCCACAGGGGCCAUCCCCGCCUGCUCUUCCUGCUAAUAAGCAACACGGGGAAGGUCCUGGAGCUGCUGCGAAGCCACUCCUGCUGCACCAGGUGCUACAGCUUUGGCAUCGGGCCGAAUGCCUGCAGGAGGCUGGUUGGGGGGCUGGCUGCCGUGUCUGGGGGCAUCGCUGAGUUCCUGGCUGAAGGCGAGAGGCUGCAACCCAAAGGACAACGGCCCAUGAUCAAGGCGCUGAAGAAGGCGAUGGCGCCGGUCCUGAGCGACGUGUCUGUGGAGUGGGUCUUUCCUGAGAGCACUGAGGUCUUGGUUUCUCCCAUCAGCACCAGUUGCCUCUUCCCCGGUGACCGCCUGGUUGGCUACAGCAUCGUCUGUGACACCUCCCUGUACAUCUCCAACCCCAGAUCCGAUAAAAGGCGACGCUACAGCAUGAUGCAUUCCCAGGAGUCGGGCAGCUCCGUUUUCUUUCACUCCCAGGAUGAAGGAGCAGGCAUGGAGACCUGGAACCACUCCAGGGACUCAGAGGGCUGCUGUCCCGCUGAGCGUGUCCCAGAUCGCCUGGUGGUGGGCAGAGAUCCCGAGGGAGAAUCGGACACGGACGCCGGAACAGACGUGAAGGCUUCCUCCAGGAGACGGGCGUACAGCACCACCCAAAUCGCCGACCACCAGCCUUGCAAGAAGGUGCCCACGGCCAGCGAUCCCGGCACUGCCCUGUUGAAAAACCCCCUGCGCAAAACCCACCUGCAGAACCUGCAGCAGGUCAGCCCCGAGCCCUGGCAGGUGGAGUUCCAG